Molecule: messenger RNA, 933 nt
Organism: Vigna angularis (adzuki bean)
Lineage: Eukaryota; Viridiplantae; Streptophyta; Magnoliopsida; Fabales; Fabaceae
Product: pectinesterase inhibitor 3
Exons: 1
Coding region: 104-718 (204 amino acids)
Biological process (GO): negative regulation of catalytic activity
Molecular function (GO): enzyme inhibitor activity
Source: RefSeq, a predicted model, not a curated record
CGUUUUCCUUACACAAUGUGCCACCCAUCUUCUACAGAACCCCUUAACACUCGCAUUCUCCCACCCCUUCUUCUGUUUGUUUUCUUUUCCAUAUAUAACAAACAUGCAAACGCAACCAAUUUCCACUGUCGCCUUCACGCUCUUCCUUCUCUUGUUGUCUCCACCACGCGCCGCCGCGGCAAGGCCACCACCAGAUCCACUUCGUACAUCAUGCGCGCAGGCCAGGUACCCCGCUCUAUGCGUGCAAACCCUCUCCAACCUUUCCAACACCGCCGCCAAGCCCCUCGACCUUGCCCAGGCCGCCGUCAGAGCUAGUCUGGCCCGUACGCGCGGUCUCUCCGCCUACCUUUGGGCGCUAAAGGCUGCAUCGCAGGGUUUCGAACUGAGGCAGCGAGUUGCGGUGAGUGACUGCGUGAAGCAGAUAUCCGACUCGGUGAGAGAAUUGAGCAAGACGCUGAACGAGUUGCAGCACCUCCGCGACGAAACCUUCCAGUGGCAGAUGAGCAACGUGCAGACCUGGACCAGCGCCGCCCUCACCAACGGCGACACUUGCAUCUCCGGCUUUAACGCUGUCGCCGCCGCCGCCGCCGGGAAUAUCAAGUUGGAGCUCAAGCAAAGAGUCACCGACGUUUCCAUGUUCACCAGCAACGCGCUUUACCUCAUCAGCCGCCUCACUGAUAGCGUCACGGGGAAGCCUCGCGCCAAUUCCGGGAACUGAUCAUGUCCCUUCAUCACGGUUCUUAGGUGUGAAUAUCUGAAGAGUGUGUUUGGAAAGAUGUUAGAAGGUAGAAACCACGUUUAAGCGUUUUUUUCUUUUCAAACACGCAAGCACCGGUAUAAGUAUAAGGAUCUGUUUGCAGUAUAAGCUUUGGUGUUGGUUUUUUGCUAAGUAAUGAAUGUGUGAAUUAUACUGUUACUAAUAUAACAUGUCUU